UUUAAUUAGAAUUCUAAUUAUUAUUUUAUAAUAAUGAGCAGUAAGAUAUGGAUUUAAUUAAAUAAUUUAAUUAAAUGUGCUUCAGUAUUAUUUUAUUUGUAAUUUUAAAUAUAACAACACAAAAUGGGCGUACUUGUACUAUUGUUUUUAUGUGUUUUCCAUGGGACUUCCGGUGUUAUUUACAGGCUAAAUGAGGAAGAAUACAAACGUAUGCCUCCAAUUUUCCGCAUGGAUCCAUACAACUCAUGUCUUCAACAUCCAAGUGGAUUGUACUGCUCAGUGGACAUGACGCUGGUAUCUGACGAGCCCAGCGAAUUGCUGACUAUGAUUCAGGAAUAUUCAGCGCAUACUGCAAAGCACUUCAACCACACCAGACUCCGCUAUUACGUCUGUGUAACAGACACCUGCAACACAUUUUAUUCUGACGACGCAGACCUCACUGCAAGUGUCGAGAGAUGCUUCAACGAUACUCUGUGGUCGGAGUACAGAUUAAAAAGCAAAAUAUCCGACUCCGACGUUAUUCUAUGCGACAGACAAGGAGAGAGCGUGGUGAUCAGCAAUGGAGAGUUACUUGUAGCAUUUGUUAUUACAUCGUUAAUCGUACUCAAUGCUACUGGAACCCUGUAUGGUGCUCUAUAUGUUUCUAAAAAGAUUCCAGAGAACAAAUUUCUUCUAUCCUUCUCCGUGCCUGACAACUGGAAACAACUAGUGACUCCAACUUCUUACAAGAACCAGUUCGCGGCUAGAUUGAGAGGCUUAAACGGUUGGAGAUCAAUAUUCAUGAUGUUCGUGAUCAUGGCACAUGUGAUCCUGCCAACGGUUGUAUCCCUCGAAAACGUCCACCACUAUGAACAGAUGUACGACAACCUUGGCUACCACAUAUUCUUCAACGGCGGCCUGAUCAUCCAGAUCUUCUUCGCCAUAUCCGGCCUCCUGCUCGUGUACAACUUGCUCAGCUACUCCGAACACAACGAGCUCACCUGGAUGUGCUUACCAAGAGGCGUGAUACUGAGGUGGCUGCGGAUUACACCACCAUACGCAAUCGUUUUAGCUUUUACGGCGACCUGGCUGAGGUACGUGGGCUCUGGACCACUAUGGAAGAAAGUAGUUGAAACAGAAGUGAAUGCCUGCCAGCAAGAUUGGUGGUACCACAUCCUGAUGAUCAACAAUUACAUCGACCACUCCGAGUGUAUGCCGCAAACAUGGUAUUUAGCGGCUGAUAUGCAGCUACACAUCCUAGGAAUGAUAGUCUUCAUUAUGAUCAAAAGCGAUAGAAAUAAGAAGUUGGCAAUGUACAUGAUGCUCUUUAUGGGACUUAUGCUUCCGCCUCUCCACACUUACUUACAAGACUUGAACGGAACCCUCCUAGUGUCCCCCGAGGUGCUAACGACUGUCUUCAAAUCGGACCCAACUUUCAACAACGUGUAUAAACGAGGGCACACGAAUAUGGCAAGCUUCGCGAUGGGCAUGUUGACAGGGUAUUACAUAUACUAUUGGCAGAGGCAUGGAUUUGACAUAAACAAAUACAAGAAAUACCGCAUUAUUUAUUGGAUGUUAAUACCUCUGGACAUCGUCAUCAUCCUGCUGGCUACUCUGUUCUACCAGGACAGGCCAACGGCGUCAAUCCUCGUGAGGACAGCAUACGCUGCCGUGAUGAAGCCGCUGUUUAGUAUAGCCGUGGUUUUACUACUCAUUGGAAUGAUAUUCAAAUUAGAGAAUAUAUACCGAGGUAUGUUCGAAUGGUCCGGCUGGAAUCCGGUGGCGCGAUUGUCGUACUGCGCCUACCUGAUCCACAUGCUACCCAUCAGGUGGCUCGGGGGACUGAAGACCGAACUCACAUACGUCAGCUUCUCACAAAUGAUAAACAAUUCAUUUAUGAUCCAGUGUAUUACGUUAAUCGCAGCAGUACCAUUCUGGCUGUUGGUGGAACGACCGAUAACACGUGUCAUCAACCAUUAUACCUCUUCGAAUAAGAACAAGGUUGCUGCAAAAGCGGCCUGAAAAAAAAAGAAAUUUAUAACAAAAUUCAUAAAAAUUUAUAAUCGUGCAAGAGCGUCAAGCAGCGCAACUGAAUCAAAUAAAUAUCUUUCUAUUCUAAAUAAGCGUUAUUUACCGAUAAUAUUGAAAUACCGAUCUAUCUAUCUAUCUAUUCUAUUAAAGAGCUGCGCUCUUGUCGGUGGAGCUCUUGCCACUCACUACGAUUUCCAGCGAGCCCCUUCACCUCUUGAUACGACACGACACCAACUCCUACCUUGAUCUGCCUGAUGUAACUAUGCCUCGGUCUCUCUCUUCUCCUCGUUCCUUCUAUCUUACCUUCUAUUAUAAUGUUCAUAAGUUCGUCGUGUCGUAUUAAGUGUCCCAACGUUUUUUCCCUUCUGUCCUCAAUACCGAUAUGAAGGAUCAAAUAUAAAAUUUUGGCAAAAGUAAUUACUUUUUAAAUUCAGGAAUAAUUGUAGUGUAUUGUU
Molecule: messenger RNA, 2465 nt
Organism: Galleria mellonella (greater wax moth)
Lineage: Eukaryota; Metazoa; Arthropoda; Insecta; Lepidoptera; Pyralidae
Product: nose resistant to fluoxetine protein 6-like
Exons: 13
Coding region: 124-2001 (625 amino acids)
Molecular function (GO): acyltransferase activity, transferring groups other than amino-acyl groups
Source: RefSeq, a predicted model, not a curated record